Messenger RNA from Oncorhynchus masou masou (cherry salmon), 1529 nucleotides. RefSeq names its product zinc finger protein 664-like. Lineage: Eukaryota; Metazoa; Chordata; Actinopteri; Salmoniformes; Salmonidae. Gene Ontology annotation, biological process: regulation of transcription by RNA polymerase II. The coding region runs from base 241 to 1491 and encodes 416 amino acids. The transcript has 2 exons. Gene Ontology annotation, molecular function: DNA-binding transcription factor activity, RNA polymerase II-specific; RNA polymerase II cis-regulatory region sequence-specific DNA binding. The record is from RefSeq and is a predicted model, not a curated record.
GCUCUUUCAACAACAACAGCUUAUCAGACACCUCGAUAGCUUUCUUGUAAACACAGCUACAACAUUCACUCUCUUUACACUUUUGGUGUAUAUUAGUCGCUGUGUAUUAAACACAAUUCUGUCGUAUGUACUUGUUGGCCCAUUUAAUUAUAUAUUUACGUUGUUUGUCAGCUAGCUGGUUUGCUAAGUUAGCUUAGAACUAGGCUAGUCGCUAAUGCUAGCUAGCUAACAUCCCCGACCAUGAGUUCACUAAGCUACUCUCCUCCUGAUAAAGAAGAGGCGGUCUGCUGGACGGAGCAAGAAUCUCGUGUGAAAGAGGAGGAGGAAGAGGAGGCUGUUACAGUACAAAAACAAGAAGAGGGUGAGGCUGUUACCGUGAAAGAAGAAGAGAAAUACGUUUCAGUGAAAAAAGAGGAAGAUACGUUCAGAGUGAAAGAGGAGGAUGAUGUUACAGUAAAAGAAGAGGAGGAGGAAGAGAAGGAUGUUACAAUACAAAAACAAGUAGAGGGUGAGGCUGUUACCGUGAAAGAAGAAGAGAAAGACGUUUCAGUGAAAGAAGAGGAAGAUGCUUUCAGAGUGAAAGAGGAGGAUGUUACAGUGAAUGAAGAGAAAGAGGAUGUAGUUUAUGGAGUGAAAGAGGAGGAGGGGGAGAUUACUGUCACAUUGGAGGAAGAAGAGGAGGUUGGAGAUCUGUUUAACACCAGAGAGAGACGUGACUAUUGUGGAUCCUCUGCGGAGCCUCAACAACCUCAUGAUGCUGACGAGGCAGAGAUGAGUCUCUCCAGAUCAGAACACCUCAAGAAACACCUGCAGAGAUCCACAGGAAAGAGAUUCACCUCCUCAUCAGGCAUUCAUCAGAGAAUCCACACGGGAGAGAAAUAUUUUAGCUGUACUCAAUGUGGGAUGAGUUUUACUACAUCUAGCCAUCUUAUUGUACACCAGAGAACACACACAGGAGAAAAACCUUAUAUCUGUGAUCAAUGUGGUAAGCGUUUUGUUCAAUCUAGCGAUCUGACAGUGCACCAGAGAAUACACACAGGAGAGAAACCCUAUAGCUGUGAUCAAUGUGGGAAAAGUUUUAUUACAUCUAACAUUCUGACUCGACACCAGAGAAGACACACAGGAGAGAAACCUUAUAGCUGUGGUCAAUGUGGGAAGAGUUUUACUGAAUCUAGCAAUCUGACUCUACACCAGAGAACACACACAGGAGAGAAACCUUAUAGCUGUGGUCAAUGUGGGAAGAGUUUUACUACAUCUAGUCAUCUGACUGUACACCAGAGAACACACACAGGAGAGAAACCUUAUAGCUGUGGUCAAUGUGGGAAGAGUUUUGGUCAAUCUGGCCAUCUAACAGUGCACCAAAGAAGACACACAGAAGAGAAACCCUAUAGCUGUGAUCAAUGUGGGAAGAGUUUUAUUACAUCUAACAUUCUGACUCGACACCAGAGAACACACACAGGAGAGAAAUUUCAUAGCUGUGACCAGAGAUAAUCUAAUAAAAGAUCUCUGAUCAAAUAUCAGAAAAUACA